Molecule: messenger RNA, 2459 nt
Organism: Alosa alosa (allis shad)
Lineage: Eukaryota; Metazoa; Chordata; Actinopteri; Clupeiformes; Clupeidae
Gene: ramp1
Product: receptor activity modifying protein 1
Exons: 3
Coding region: 461-910 (149 amino acids)
Biological process (GO): regulation of G protein-coupled receptor signaling pathway; protein localization to plasma membrane; receptor internalization
Cellular component (GO): cell surface; membrane; signaling receptor complex
Molecular function (GO): coreceptor activity
Source: RefSeq, a predicted model, not a curated record
CCAUGAUGCAGCGCGUUCAUUCGCUCAUACAUUCCCUUAAUGACUAGGACGUCAAAGUCUCCACGAAGCGCACGCUGUCAGUGGAGUGUGCGGUGUUGUUUGAUUAUAUCCGACCGCCUGCAGGGACUCGUAGUAGGCAGGUGGACUACCGUGCUGUAUCAAUUAGAGAGUGGCGAUUCAAAGGUGAAGCUUAGUUUAUCUCGCUCUUCAACUAUUUUACAGUUAUCCCUGAUCACGGGAGUAGGCUAGAACUUAACCGGGAUAAAUGUAUGUCAAGGCUACAGCGUACGCUGUGACUAGGUGAAUUGCGUUUUCCACUUUUGUCACGGCAACAAUCUACCAGUGACAUGUUCGUCGUAUUUUACAGAUUAUGGAGAACAUCAAAAUGUUUUAGCAUUUAGCCGCGACUGGAUAAGGAAGUGUAUUUAUUUCUUUUAAGUAGUCUGUUAUAUGGAGAACGAUGGCACAGGAAUGCACGACAUUGGCUUCUAAAUGUGCUCUUCUUCUUUUGGUCACAGCCUACCAGUUCCUGUCCACCAGCGCCUGCCAUCCCCAGUAUGAAUACUUCAUCACAGAGUUCUGUCUGACCAAGUUCUCCCUGGACAUGAAGGCUCUGGAUCAAAGGCUCUGGUGCAGUUGGGACGACACUGUGGAGCUGUACGGAUCCCUGACCAACUGCACGUUCCAGAUAGCCACGAAGAUGGGCUGCUUCUGGCCCAACCAGAAGGUGGACGAGUUCUUCAUCAACAUCCACCGGGACUACUUCAAGGACUGUGCCCUGACCGGCCGGCUGCCCCAUGACCCGCCCAAUCACAUCCUGGGCCCCUUCAUCGCCGUGCCCGUGCUCAUCACCUUGCUCAUGACAGCCCUGGUGGUGUGGAGGAGCAAACGCAGCCAGGGUGUCAUGUAGAUUUGAACCCCUCCAGGGACCCUCGUCCACCAGCAUGCCACGGAGGGCCUACAGGAAAGGGACUCCCUACACAUCCGGACUGGAAAGGAAACCCAAUGCUUGACCUCUGUCAUCUAAUCACAGUGACAAAGUGGAACUAUGUGUUUGCCCUGCUGAUGGGAUAUAUCUGACCUAAUAACCUUUACAGAUGGACAAUGGGGAAAAAAGGCAAUAGAUAUACUAUAAAUCAAGCGUUGCUUACGUAAGAGAAGGACUUUGAUGUCUCUUUGAAUCCGCUCACAAUCUUCACCAUAGCUUAAGAUAACUGUAGGCUAAUAACUGCUAGUGAUAGAAGUAGUAUGACAUUUCAACUCCCCGAAGCUGCUGAUCGCCAUUGCUCUAUUUUUGCCUGUCUGAACAGCACUCCCACCAACCCCCCCCCCGCCCCCAAUUGAAGUGCAUUCUUGGCUCAUGUUGCAGUGAUGUUUGGCAGGGGUUCUCUUAUUGACAACGAAUACCAAAAAACAACACAGCUGUGGCCAUGAGUUACGCUAUAGAUCCACUGGAAAAGAAACAUCCAGUUGGAACAUGACUGUCGAGUGAAAGAAGCGCUAGUAACCCACGUCAGACUCAUUUGGAGUUGACCCCUACAUACAGUGUGCGAUUCUGGCGUGAGGCUUUCGAUAUUUGAGCUCAACGGCCAAUCAAUCACUUAACCCUCCCUUCCAUACUCCAGUAGGAAUGUGUUGACUGGCUGGAAUUGAUUUGGGUACAGCCUAGGCAAAUAUGUUUGUUUCCCAUUUAGAGAUCCAGGACAGGAGACAGGACAGCUACAGCAAUUCACUCUAUUUUACAAAAAUGUAAACUAUUGGAUGAGAAUUGCUCUACCUUUAAGGUGGAUUUUGGUUGCACUGAGAUGUUAGGUCUACUGUUGUGUUCCUCCAGACUCUCAUGAGUAAAUCCAGUGUAUCCUGUUCCCUUCCUGUCAGUUGUUAGAUGUAUACUGACAGCCAAAUUGUGUGGUGAGAUAAAUGAGUCCUAACUUAAUGAACCUGGGUUUAAAUCUUGGGGUACUACACUUCAUAAAUACAAAGUAAAGGGUUGAUUUCCAGGCGGCUGGAUUAUUGCAGCUUGACAAGUCACACAGCAGCAAACAAAAGCCUGGGCUUCAUUAGGAACGUUUCUUCGAGGAGGAUCAAAAGACUGUUCCUUCUCCAGGAGCCUGUGCACAUUGCAUAACAAAUCUGAUCCUACUGACAACUCCGCAGGCCGCCCUACAAAGCAUUCUCACCUCAGCAGUCAACAUCUGAAUCACAAUGAGAUGUUCACGAAUUCAUGUGCGCUCCAGAUGACUGUGUGGGAAGUGAUACCAACAAAAACGCCCCCUCAGGUGAAAAGCGUUUGGUGUUGGCCCACAUGGGAUCGAAAAAUAGAUCUCUUCAAUGGAAGGUCCAGAGAAGCUGUUGGGAGCUUCCACCCUCGCAUACUGAAUAUUUCCUGUGCCACCUCCUCAAAAUGCAUGGCUUUUUUCGUUUGCGACAAAUAAAGUCUGUCUCUGUUUGUCUCUUUA